This is a messenger RNA of Penaeus vannamei (Pacific white shrimp), 430 nucleotides long. The record is from RefSeq and is a predicted model, not a curated record. Lineage: Eukaryota; Metazoa; Arthropoda; Malacostraca; Decapoda; Penaeidae.
GUGAUCAACCAGCUGCGGUCGCUCUACCUGCACGUGGACGACAUCGACCUUUUCAUCGGCGGCAUCGCGGAGAGGCCCAGCGCCGGCUCCCUGCUCGGCCACACCUUCCUCUGCAUCGUCGGGGACCAGUUCGCGCGCCUCAGGCUGGGCGACCGCUUCUACUACGAGAACGGCGGCCUCGAGUCCUCCUUCUCCGAGCUGCAGCUUCAGGAGAUCAGGAAAACCACUCUGUCGAGGAUCAUGUGCGACAACUCCAACCUGGACAUGAUGCAGCCGCUCGCCUUCGUGGACGCCCACCUCGCGAACAAGCGUGCCGUGUGCAAGUUCGGGACGCUGAUCCCCGAGAUGUCUCUGGAGCCAUGGCGGAACGAGCCCGUGUGGGUGUAGGGGGCGCGUGGUCCUCGGAGGCGGCGAAGGCUGCAGGUCCUUC